AUGCUCGAUCGUGCAUUACGAUUGAUGGAUGGUGAUAUCAUUACACAUAUGGGUUUCUUCAUUGGUGAUUUACAUCGACCAAUUGAGCAGCUGCAUCAAGAACAAUAUGCUGGUACAACUGUUGCUAAUACCUUCAUCGUUUAUCGUGGUCAAGGUUUAUCUACAGGGGAUUUUGAAAAAAUGAACAAAAUUAAAGGUGGUCUUCUUUCUUUCAAUAAUUUCUUAUCUACCAGCAAAAAUCGUGACACAUCAAUGAGUUUUGCUCAACGUGCUGUAACAAACCCAGAUCAAGUCGGUGUACUUUUUAUCAUGAAGAUUAAUCCUGCUCUAUUAACAACACCAUUUGCUUCAAUUGAUAGUAUUAGCAAGUUCCAAGGAGAAGAGGAAGUCUUGUUUUCGAUGCAUAGCGUGUUUCGUAUACAGAAUAUUAAACAACUGGGCACAAAUAAUCGUUUAUAUGAAGCUAAUUUGGUACUGACUGCUAACAAUGAUCCAGAAUUAAGCAGACUUACCGAAUACAUUCAAACAGAGAGUCAUCCAGAAGUCCAAGGAUGGGCACGAUUGGGUUUGGUUCUAUUUAAAAUGGGUCAAUUGGAUAAAGCUGAAGAAACUUAUCACAAUUUGCUUGCUCAAAGAAACGAUGUUGGAAGCAAGGCACUUAUUUAUCGUCAACUUGGUUCGAUUAAAGAUGGUCAAGGAAAAUAUCAAGAAGCACUAAUAUUCUGUGAACAAUCACUUGCUAUCUACCAAAACACUCUUUCUCCCAAUAAUCUUAGUUUAGCUAGUUUCUACAACAGCAUUGGUAAUGUGCAUAGAGACUUAGGUAAUUAUUCAAAAGCACUUUCAUCUUAUGAAAAAGGCCUUGAAAUUAGACAACAAUCACUUCCUCCCACUCAUCUUACUUUGGCUUCGUCCCACAACCACAUUGGUACAGUGUAUGAAAACAUGGGUAACUAUGUACAAGCACUUUCUUAUUAUGAAAAGGCUCUUGAAAUUCGAAAACAAUCACUUCAUCCCAGUCAUCCUCAAUUGGCUUCUUCAUACAACAACAUUGGUAAUGUGCAUGCUGAGAUGUUUGAUUAUCCAAAAGCACUUUCUUACUAUGAAAAAGCCGUUGAAAUUAAACAACAAUCGCUUCCUCCCAAUCAUCUUACACUUUCAUAUCAUGAAAAAGCCCUUGAAAUUCAACAACAAUCACUUCCUCCCAAUCAUCCUGAUUUUGCUUCUUCUUACAACAGCAUUGGUUUGGCAUAUAAAAACAUGGGUAAUUAUCCGCAAGCACUUUCUUAUUAUGAAAAGACUCUUGAAAUUCGGCAACAAUCAGUUUCUCUCAAUCAUCCUGAUUUGGCUUCUCCUUACGGGAAUAUUGGUAAUGUGCAUAGAAACAUGGGUCAUUAUCCACAAGCACUUUCAUGUCAUGAAAAAGUCCUUGAAAUUCAACAACAAUCACUUCCUCCCAAUCAUCCUGAUUUGGCUAUAUCCUACAACAAUGUUGGCUUAGUGCAUAAAAAUAUGGGUAAUUAUCCAAAAGCCCUUUCUUAUUAUGAGAAAAACCUUGAAAUCAGUAAACAAUCACUUCCUUCCAAUCAUCCUAAUUUGGCUAAAUCCUACAACAACGUUGGCUUAGUGCAUAAAUAUAUGGAUAAUUAUUCGACAGCACUUUUUUAUUAUGAAAAUGCCCUUCAAAUUCGACAACAAUCACUUCCACCUAGUCUUCCUCAUUUGGCUUCUUCCUACAACAACAUCGGUGCAGUACAUGACAGGAUGGGUAAUUAUUCAGGAGCACUUUCUUAUUAUGAAAAGGCCCUUCAAAUUCGACAACAAUCACUUCCUCCGAAUCAUCCUCAUUUGGCUUCUUUCUACAAGAACAUUGGUGCAGUGCAUUACAACAUUGGUAAUUAUCCAAAAGCCCUUUCCUAUUAUGAGAAAGAUCUUGAAUUUAGUAAACAGUCAUUUUCCCCCAAUCAUCUUGCUUUGGCUAAAUCUUACAACAGUAAUGGUUUGCUAUAUGAAAAGAUGGGUCAUUACUCAAAAGCCCGUAUAUUUUAUGAGCGUGCUAUACAAGUUGCUCAACAAUCAUUAGCUUCAAAUCAUCAUGAUCUUGAAUAUUAUAGAAAUAACCUUAAAGAUGUAAAAAACAAAUAA
Messenger RNA from Adineta steineri, 2145 nucleotides. Lineage: Eukaryota; Metazoa; Rotifera; Eurotatoria; Adinetida; Adinetidae. The record is from the annotation of a GenBank genome assembly.